This is a messenger RNA of Lithohypha guttulata, 1218 nucleotides long. RefSeq lists its product as uncharacterized. The transcript has a single exon. The coding region runs from base 1 to 1218 and encodes 405 amino acids. The record is from RefSeq and is a predicted model, not a curated record. Gene Ontology annotation, cellular component: mitochondrion. Gene Ontology annotation, biological process: fatty acid beta-oxidation. Lineage: Eukaryota; Fungi; Ascomycota; Eurotiomycetes; Chaetothyriales; Trichomeriaceae.
AUGUUGAAGUACAGAAAUGCCUUACGCGGCUUUCGAAACUUUCGUUUCGAUCGUGGUGGAACACACUCAUUAUACUUGGUCCGACAUCUCAAUCUCGGGCCUCCACCCGUGAGGAGGAUCAAAUUGGGACCAAGGUCAAGAACCAAUUCUUCUAUCGACUCUACGUUCAAAACCGAUUCAGAGUAUAUUCAAAGAGAUGCCAUCAAAACAGCACAGAUAUUCCAGAUCCAUCUAGGCACCCGAUACGAGCUUGGCAUCCUCCGUGAUGUCCCAGCUUUACUCAGAGUGCCGUCCGAUGCCUCGUCUGUACUGACGAAGCGCCAUUUCACAGAAGAAGUUGACAGAUGGAUCGAUGCUUGUCUAGCGGACUUCUCGGAUAUGAAGGAGUUUGUUCCGCCUCCACUACAAUUGUCACCUUCCCUCACAGUCUACCACGUCUGCAGCGACAAGUCCAGUCUUGGCCUGGAACUAGAAUUCGGUAACUCCAAAAGCAACUCCCUUAAUGAAGAGCUUCUGGAAGAGUUGACCGUAGCUUUUGAUGCCAUCUCCCAAAUGAAGCGAAUCUGCGGUGUAGUGCUUACAGGAAGACGAGCAGAGAAGUCAAUCUUCUGUGGUGGUGCAAGCAUUACGACACUAGGCCAGCUAUCGAACCACAAACAGGCAGAAGAGUUCAUCAAUAGCAUAUCUACAUUAUGUUCACUGAUUCGAAAUACGCCACAACCCGUCGUCGCAGCUAUAGACGGACCAUGUAUCGGCGCUGGUCUAGAAAUUGCUGCCAGCUGUGACAUCCGCGUCGGUUCUCCCAAGGCCACCUUCUCUAUGCCCGAAGUCCUCCUAGGUAUACCCAGCGUGGUAGAAGCACGAUUGCUCUGCGAAAUCGUCGGAUGGGGUCGCACUCGCCACCUUCUGCUCACCGGACAAGAAUGGAACAUGAGAGAAGCAUACCAAGCAGGGCUCAUCACGAAAGAAUUCUCUGACACGAAGAGGAUGCUAGCGUGGACUAAGGAUUUCCUGCAACAAUGUUUGGGUGCUCGCGCAGAUGUGAUUCAGAAACAGAAGGCUUUGAUGCGCGACUGGGAGACAUUGAGUGUCGAUGAUGGUGUCGCGAGAGGUGCAGAAGUGUUUGCGGAUUGCUUCGUGUCGUCUAGUCCGCAGCUUCUGAAAGAUUUCGUACAGCUUAAGAAGGACCAGAAAUCUGGAAGGACUGAGCCUGGAUAG